This is a messenger RNA of Sardina pilchardus (European sardine), 1518 nucleotides long. RefSeq names its product mitochondrial genome maintenance exonuclease 1 (gene mgme1). The transcript is spliced from 4 exons. Gene Ontology annotation, biological process: mitochondrial DNA replication. NCBI's taxonomy places the organism in Eukaryota, Metazoa, Chordata, Actinopteri, Clupeiformes, Clupeidae. Gene Ontology annotation, molecular function: single-stranded DNA exodeoxyribonuclease activity. Gene Ontology annotation, cellular component: mitochondrion. The record is from RefSeq and is a predicted model, not a curated record. The coding region runs from base 243 to 1259 and encodes 338 amino acids.
CCAGCCCGGACUUAUUUUUCUGAAACACACAUGGAAAGAAUGGCGGGGAAUUUAUGAAGUGUGCAGAUAACUUUAGUCUUGGCACUGCUAGCAGUUGUGUACAUCAAAUCGUCAAGAUUUGCAUGGUGGACGCAGUAGUUUAUGGUUGUAUUUUAUUAGAUAUCCAGCAUGCGCCGAGAUUACGUUCGCGCGUGAUACCAGAACAAUCACGCUGGGCAACUUCACCCAUUUGUUAACUAGCUAUGCCGGUUGGGAUGUUGCUUCCUCGUACAAGAUCCAGGCGGAUUGUUUAUGGCCUGUUGAAACAUUGCAACAUUGUAUUUGUUGCGUCGUGUUUCUCCACGUCUUGUGUAUGGACUGCUCGGAAAAAACAGAGUCAAUAUGGAACGGUUGAUACAGAGCGCUACUCCUCCCUGGUGAAGUCAGUUGUCUCGUCAAAAGUCAGCUGCCAAACUCCAGAGUCGAUUGAGGAAGAGGACCGUCAACUCUACGGUCCAGUCGUCAAAUCAUCUUUUCACAAACCAACGCCGAAAAACCUUGUGCCGAAAAACGUAUACCCUCUUUUAAAAGCAGAAAAAACAAUGCUCUCUGCAGAAUAUGACCACGGAAAACCUGCACGGUUGUUGCUUCCGAGAGGGUCAGAGAGACCUCGUACGCCUAGUGUUACUCGCAUUCUCCAACAGACCAUGUCCCCGGAGCAGUUGUUUUUCCUGGAGAGAUGGAAAAGGAAAAUGAUCGCAGAGCUGGGAGAGCAAGGCUUCAAGGAAUACACCUCAAACCUUUUCAAAAAAGGGAAGUUAUUUCAUUCUGCAAUUGAGAAUGCACUUGCUCCUUCUGAAAGUGAAGAACCAGAAUAUACUGAAGACACAGCAGGAUACUUGGAAAGUAUCCAACAUGUCCUUGAGGACAUCAAUGAAGUCAGAGCCAUUGAGAGUGCAGUACAACACCAGCAUUUGAAUUAUGCAGGAAUAGUUGAUUGUGUGGCUUGCUACAGAGGGACACUUUGUGCAAUUGACUGGAAGACUUCAGAGAAAGCCAAGCCCUUUCUCCAGAACACGUACGACAAUCCUAUCCAGGUUGCUGCAUACGUUGGAGCUUUGAACAGUGAUGACAACUACAGUUACCAGAUCAAGAGUGGUCUGAUUGUCGUGGCUUACAAGGACGGCGCCCCGGCUCAUCCCCACUUUCUUGACUUUGAAAAGGUUACACAGUUCUGGGAAAAAUGGCUGCUUAGACUUGAACUUUAUAAGAGUAAAUAACAUCUAGGCCUACCUCAAAUGCACCUGCAUUCAUAAGUACCUGCAUGUAUGACUGACAUGCAUAUGAUGGAACUUUUUUUUUUUUUUUUUUUUUUAGUUAUCUUUCGAAAUAAACCUUUUAGUAUCUAAAAGAAGUCAGUGUUUCAAGACUAUUGUACUGUAUGUUCUCCCAGUACUGUCAAAUAGAUAAGGAAUCCAACUUGUGACUUAAAAAAAUACCAGCAUGUUUUGGUUCUAUGUUUUUUAGUUAUUUUUCUAA